Molecule: messenger RNA, 1611 nt
Organism: Colletotrichum graminicola M1.001
Lineage: Eukaryota; Fungi; Ascomycota; Sordariomycetes; Glomerellales; Glomerellaceae
Product: glycosyl hydrolase family 43
Exons: 2
Coding region: 1-1611 (536 amino acids)
Biological process (GO): carbohydrate metabolic process
Molecular function (GO): hydrolase activity, hydrolyzing O-glycosyl compounds
Source: RefSeq, a predicted model, not a curated record
AUGAAGCUUCAACUAUCAUCAGUGUUACUGGCGGUCGUCGCCACGGUCGUGGCGCAGGCCACCUUUUCAAACCCGGUCCUGUGGGAGGAUCUUGCCGACAUCGAGGUCAUACGCGUCAACGACACGUACUACUACACGGCCUCCACCAUGCACUACUCCCCCGGCGCCCCCGUGCUCAAGAGUUAUAACCUGGUGGACUGGGAGUUCGUCGGAAACUCCGUCCCCGAACUCGUCUUCGGCGACGAGUAUUACCUGAACGGCACCUCCCGUGCUUACGUCGACGGCAUCUGGGCGAGCAGCCUGCAAUACCGCGAGAGCAACGGCCUCUUCUACUGGUACGGUUGCAUCCAAUCGGGGGAGAUGAAGACUUGGGUCUUCACCGCCAGCGACCCGGCCGGGCCGUGGACCGCGCAGCCGCCCAUCAACGAGUGCUUCUAUGACGUGGGAAUCCUGGUCGACGACGACGACACCAUGUACGCCGCGUAUGGGAGGUAUAACAUCACUGUUGCCCAGCUCUCCCCCGACGGGCUGAAGCCGGUGAGGAAGGAGGUUGUUUGGGAAGAUUCGGUGCGGUAUCUAGAAGGAGCCCGAUUCUAUCACAUCAACUCGAGCUACUACAUCUGGUUGACCAGGCCCGCCGAUGGUCAGUACGUGCUGAAAGCGGAUAGCCCGUGGGGGCCGUACACCGAGCACACGGUCCUCGACAGGAUGGCAUCCCCGAUCCCGCACUCCGGGACGCCUCAUCAGGGCGGAAUCGUCGACACCCCCAACGGCGACUGGUGGUACAUGGCUUUCCUGGACGCAUACCCCAGCGGACGCAUCCCGGUUCUCGCGCCGCUGACUUGGGAUGAGGAGGGGUGGCCUCACAUCGUGACGGACGAAGCCGGCGGCUGGGGCAAGACAUACCCGGUACCCGUCGAGACCGACAAGAAGGUCAACGCGGCCGGCGAGUACACAGACACCUUUGACGGCCCCGCGCUCUCCCCUCAAUGGGCCUUCAACCACAACCCUGACAACUCGGCCUGGGAGCUGGGCGCCGAAGGACUCACGCUCCACACGGCGACGGUCACCGACGACCUCUACAGCGCGCGCAACACCCUCGCCCAUCGGAUCCUGGGGCCCAAGAGCAGCGGCACGUUCCGCCUCAACCUCGGCAACAUGGCCGACGGCGACGUGGCCGGCCUCUCCAUCUUCCGCGACGAGUCGGCUUACAUCGGCUUCCGGAAGGCGGGCGACUCCCUCGUGCUCGUCGCCGUGCACGACGUCAUCGCUUCCGAGAGCACCGGCUGGCAAACCACUUCCAACGGCACCGUCGUGGCCACGGCGACCGCGUCCGACAUUGACUUGUCCGGGGUUGCCGAUGGGACUGCGGACGUCUACCUCCGCAUCGUCGCCGAUCUGCACCCCACGUUCGGGGUCGCCGCGAACAACCCGGCCCAGCUGCUGUACUCCAUCGACGGAGAGAACUUCACGCAGCUGGGCCCCGACUACUGGUGCCACAACAGGUGGCAGUACUUCUUGGCCUUCCGAUUCGCCGUCUUCAACUACGCGACGAAGGCACUGGGGGGCUCAGUGCUGGUGAAGGAGUUUACCCUCCAGCUAGUGGAGUAG